AUGGAUGUUACUAUCCAGCAUCCCUGGUACCGUCGGCCUUGGUUCCUUGGCAUCUAUCCUUAUAGGAUUUAUGAUCAAUAUUUUGGUGAGCACCAACAUGACAGUGAGCUUUUAUCACCACUUUACUCCAUGUUUUUCUAUCGUCCUUAUUUCUGGCGCUUCCCAAACUGGUUUGACAGCGGCAUGUCAGAGGUGAGAAUGGAUAGAGAUCACCUUGUUGUCAAUCUGGACGUAAAGCAUUUCUCUCCAGAGGAGCUGACAGUGAAGGUCAAUGAUGAUUAUGUUGAGAUUCGUGGAAAACAUGAUGAACGUCAGGAUGACCGUGGAAUUGUUGCACGGGAGUUUUACAGGAAGUAUAAGAUCCCUGCAGGUGUAGAUCCAGGGGCCUUCACCUCCUCUCUGUCCUCUGAUGGUGUGCUGACCGUCUGCGCACAUCGCCACAUGGAUGCCAUUGAGCGCAACAUGCCCAUCACCUGUGAAGAGAAGCCACCGGUUCAAAAUUAAACCUGUCUAUAGCUGCACCUCUGCUUCUUAUCUCCAAACAACAUCCGGCAACUUCCUCACCCGAUGAACUAGGCAUUAAAUUAAAUGCAUCAUUGUAACACAGCAUAACCCAGAAAUACUACAGAAAUAUGUCUGUCCAGCUUACAUUGAAUAAUAUCACGCAUCAACACACCGAAAAAAUGUUCUUUAUGUCUUUAAAUGCAGGUUUGGUUUGUUAUAUUUAUGGCCUACAGUGGACAGUUGUAUGUAAUCAUGUGGUUUGACUCGGAUGACUAGAUGCUUGUCAUUUUGGCUUUAGGAGGAAACUGUAGUUUACAUUAACAAGUUAAAAUGGGAUUGUGUGCAGCACUGGUCUCUGCAUUUAAAGUUAAUAAA
Molecule: messenger RNA, 879 nt
Organism: Triplophysa rosa
Lineage: Eukaryota; Metazoa; Chordata; Actinopteri; Cypriniformes; Nemacheilidae
Gene: cryaba
Product: crystallin, alpha B, a
Exons: 3
Coding region: 1-504 (167 amino acids)
Biological process (GO): protein refolding; response to heat
Molecular function (GO): protein folding chaperone; structural constituent of eye lens
Source: RefSeq, a predicted model, not a curated record